UAGCUUGAUACGGGUGCCAUUGCGGGAUAGAAAUAGAAGGUUAGUCAGGCUGCCAGCAAGCAAGCAAUCUUUCAGCGAGGAAAGGGACUCUCUGUGUUGUCACCGCGGAUCAGUAUUGUUUGUGUUAUGAGAAGAGGACACUGGCUGUCUUAGGACUGUGAUUGAACACAAUGGCUGCAGCCCCUCCAUUCAGACGGACAGACUCAGCUCGGGGGGAGUUCUCCCCUCUGAAGCACUUUGUUGUAGCCAAGAAGAAGAUAAGCGAUGUGUUUGAACAACUACUGAACUAUGUGAAAGAGACUUCAGAGUUUGUAGAAGAAACCUGUGGGAAUAAAGCUUUGGAGAACAUUGCGAGUCAAGAUCAAAAGUUGGAGAUUCAGGCGUAUGCUGACAAACUUGCUGUCAUUAAGGAGGUGCUGGCACGCAGACACAUGAAAGUGGCCUUUUUUGGCAGGACCAGCAAUGGUAAAAGCACAGUUGUCAACGCCAUGCUGAGGGACCGAGUGCUGCCCAGCGGGAUUGGCCACACCACUAACUGCUUCCUGAGCGUGGAGGGCACUGAUGACGACAAGGCCUACCUAAAGACGGAGGGCUCUGAUGAGGAGAAGAGCAUCAAGACUGUAAACCAGCUGGCUCAUGCACUCCACAUGGAUGAGAGUCUGGACGCCGGCUGUCUCGUCCGUGUGUUUUGGCCGAAGACCAAGUGUGCUCUGCUUCGCGACGACCUGGUGCUUGUAGACAGCCCAGGGACAGAUGUCACAUCACAACUGGACAGCUGGAUCGACAAGUUUUGCCUGGAUGCGGAUGUCUUUGUGCUGGUGGCCAACUCUGAAUCCACACUUAUGAACACGGAAAAGCACUUUUUCCACAAAGUGAACGAACGUCUGUCAAAGCCCAACAUCUUCAUCCUCAACAACCGCUGGGACGCCUCAGCAAACGAACCAGAAUACAUGGAGGAUGUGCGGAAGCAGCACACAGAUCGUUGUGUGAACUUCCUGGUAGAGGAGCUGAAGGUUGUGGACCGCGAUCAGGCACCCAACCGCAUUUUCUUCGUCUCCGCCAAAGAGGUGCUCAACUCCCGAAUGCAACGUGCACAGGGCAUGCCUGAAACAGGUGGCGCCCUGGCUGAGGGCUUCCAGGAGAGACUGAAGGAGUUCCAGAGCUUUGAGAGGAGGUUUGAGGAGUGUAUCUCGCAGUCAGCAGUGAAAACAAAGUUUGAGCAGCACACUAUCAGGGCCAAGCAGAUCACAGAAAAAGUCAAGAGCAUCAUGGACACCAUCAACAUAGAGGCGGCGGAGAAGAGAGUGGCGGCACAGGAGGACAGAGAGUCUCAGAAGGACCGGCUGGAGUUUGUCAAGAAUCAGCUCAACUUGCUGAUUGAUGAUAUCAAGAAGAAGAUCAAGGCCAUCAGUGAGGAUGUGGAGUCUAAGGUAUCCAGCGCCAUGGGAGAGGAGAUCUGCCGUCUCCACGUACUCGUUGAUGAGUUCCACGCUGACUUCCAUCCCUCACCACAUGUCCUCAAGAUCUACAAGUCUGAGCUGCUGGCUCAUGUGGAGGAGGGGAUGGGCAAGAACCUGGCCUUCCGCUGUUCUGACGCUGUCUACGCUUCUGUCCAGUCCUCUCAGGGAUACAUGAUAGAGAGCAUGCUCCCUCUGCUUCCCUCUUCGGUCCAGAGCCAAGUCCAUAUGCUGGUGCCCAGCAGGAAGUUUGACCUGAGUUACGACCUAAACUGUGCCAAACUUUGCAGCGACUUCCAGGAGAACAUUGAGUUUCAGUUUUCGAUGGGCUGGACAGCGUUAGUCCACCGCUUCCUGGGAUCUGUCAACGCACAGAGAGCACUCAAACUGGUGGACAAGAACUUCCAGGUCUCUAGACCAGCGCUGCCCCUGGCCUGUACGCCCUCCUCAGGACCCCCCUCCACGAUAGCCCCACCCAACCACGAGACAACCCUCAUGACCCAGGAGGACUUGAUGGUAGCCAUGGCAACCAACGUGGCAUCUCUUACCUCCCGCACUUCAAUGAGUGUUAUCCUUGUUGGAGGAUUGGUGUAUAGAACAGUUGGCUGGAGGCUGAUUGCCCUGUCAGCCUCACUGUACGGCUUGCUGUACCUGUACGAGAGACUCACCUGGACCACAAGGGCAAAAGAGCGAACUCUGAAGCGCCAGUUUGUGGAUUACGCAACCGAGAAGCUGCAGCUCAUCGUCAGCUUUACUAGCGCAAACUGUAGCCACCAGGUCCAACAGGAGAUGGCUACGACCUUUGCUCGGCUCUGUCAGCAGGUGGACCAGACACAGAAAGAGCUGGAGGCUAAAAUCCGCCAACUGACAGCCAAGAUAGAUCAGCUGGAGACCGUCCAGAGCCACUCCAAGAGCCUGCGACAUAAAGCGACAGAUCUGGAGAGACAGUUGGAGGCGUUCACAAACCAGUACCUGCAGCCUCAGCAGUGAGCUGCUCUUCUUCAUCGUUUCACAAAUUGGUUCUUGUUGAACCAAUCAUUCCUUCACCAGGCGUUGCCUCACCGCAUCCGGUCCUCACCACCUGAACUACACCACAGUUUUCUAUGUGGACAGUAGCGCUGAAAAGAUGAAUGGAUUAAUCGAUUGGUCUGUCAACCGAAAUGAAAUCUGUAGAUAUUUUGAUAAUCAGUGAAAUGUUAGAAAUAUAUCAGGCAGGAAUACCAAACUUCUGCAGCUUCUCAAAUGUGAAGAUUCAGUCCUUUUAUGUAUUUUUUCUUUUUUGUCCCACCAAAUAGUCAAUUUGAAGACAGUUUGUGGUAACUGAAUGGCCACUUUUCAUUAGUUUUUGGACAUUUUAUAGACUAAUAGAUUAAUAUAACAAAAACAAAGAUUAAUCGAUAAUGAAAAUUGAAAAGUUUCACUCUUAGUGGACAGAGGAGAACGAAGGCCCAGACUCGACAGUAUUUUCCCCUCCUCCUCAGCCAUUCGGGGUGCUUGAGAAACAAAACUGCCUGUAAAACAAACAAACUUGGACUCACAAUGUGCAAAGACGCUCCACAAGGUGGCGUGAAGGCUACCGGUCGGGUGCUACAUUUUGACACUAACGUGCUUCUAACUGUGAAUAUGUCUUUUUUGACUAACUUUUGUGGAGCAAAUUGAAGUUUGUGUGUCUGUAAGACUACAUGUAUCUGUCCAGGCACAUGAUCUGCUGUACGUAGCAACAAAAAAAUAAAUAGAUUUAAUAAUAAAACAGAUUUGUUUUUUUGGACCUAGUUAGCGUAAAUUCACUGAGAGAAAUCAUUUGAGUAGAAAGGGAAAGCAUGUCUUUAACAUACUGGAUGUUCAUGUUCUAUUUUCUAACUAUCCAAACUGUAUAGAACAAAGGCUUUGGAAAUCCUCAUAUUUUAUAAUAUCCUAUUUUAUUUAUACCCAUUAGACUUGUAAUGACAAUUACACCAGUCUAAGCUCGUAAAAUUGUCUUUUUUCUUCGAUGUGUUGAAAUACCUCCCAGAUUUUCUUGAUUGUAUUAAAUCUGCCACAAUCUAAAA
This is a messenger RNA of Siniperca chuatsi (mandarin fish), 3505 nucleotides long. RefSeq names its product mitofusin 1b (gene mfn1b). Gene Ontology annotation, biological process: mitochondrial fusion; mitochondrion localization. NCBI's taxonomy places the organism in Eukaryota, Metazoa, Chordata, Actinopteri, Centrarchiformes, Sinipercidae. The transcript is spliced from 18 exons. The record is from RefSeq and is a predicted model, not a curated record. Bases 171 to 2447 code for a protein of 758 amino acids. Gene Ontology annotation, cellular component: mitochondrial outer membrane. Gene Ontology annotation, molecular function: GTPase activity; GTP binding.